GCACCGAAUACAGUGACGGCACCUGCCGGACGUCAAUAGUCAAGGGAGUUCUAAAGCGUGGGCGCCGUCACACUAAAAGAUCAAUUUCUUACAAGUGCAGAACGAAUAUUCUGUGGCACCUGCAGCAGUGCCAGUUUCGCAGAUCGAGGUUAUGGGGCGAAAGAAUAAUAAUUAUCAUUAUCCCUUAACCGGAAGCAAGAUUGGCCGCUGCACCCUUUUUUUUUUUUUUGGCACCACCUGACCCGAUGGAGAGGGACGGGGCAACGAACGCAGACUGCGCACGCGCGCCCGGAACGGAAUGGGGCCAGAGUUCGAGGCUUAGCGAGGGGCGCCCGAAGAAGUGGUCCAGCUCCUGAGAUCUCGUUGCCAUAGCUACACGCGCUGCCGGAAGUGCUCCUCCAUGGUCCCGCCCAGCUCCCCGAGCCUCUCCGUAGAGCAGAGCUCGGGCUCCUGGGAGAGACUUCUUGGCCGCUGAAGAUGGCGGACGGCGGGGCGAGCGCCGAGCAGGAGCAGCAGCAGCAGCAAGAGAAGGCGGAGGACGAGGAUACGGGACCCGGCACGAGCGGGAUGCGGCGGGAGAAAGGGCCCCGUGGAAGCGGGCGGCCCCCUACCGUCAGGGACCUGCAGGUACGGGGAGCGGAGUGGGGCGGGCGAGAGAGCCCUCGGUGUCGCCUCCCCUUCCUGGGAGUCGCUCCGCCUCGAAAACCGACAGUGGAGGUGCUCCAGAAUGGCCAGCCAGGGUUGUGUAAGAGAGCAAGCCGGGAGCUGUGGCUUUCUGGGAGAGUUUAUAGCAAGCAGGCAUUAUUUCUUGGCAGCCGCCGUGUGCUGUCCCCGCACCUUCUUUUCCUCGCAACUGAUGGCGACACGCCUUGCUUUAGGUAAAACCUCCGCCGAGCUCACCGUGUUGCCAAACACGGGUUGUACCGGGGGGGACUGUUAAAUAUAGGUUAAGAGCUGUAAAUGUUUCCUCAUCACUCCCUAGUGAAAUGAAAUCGCAUGGGGAAACUGCUCUGACAGUGCAUUUUCUCUGCAUGCCUUUUCAAAAGUAAGCGUCGCUGAGCUCAGUGGAGCUUGCUCCCAGGUAAGAGAGUGCAUAUGGUUUUGGCUGGAGAUAUUUGCCUCAGCGAUUCAAGUUUGUGUGUGCUUUUUUUCUGCACACCAGGUCAGACACCAGGAACGAUUUUCCGAAAUAAAUCAAGGUAACCAUAUAGAGUUGCCUGUUGAUGUCAGAAUCUCUUCUCAAACUGUCAUAUGGUAUAUGUGGCUUCACAGUUCUAUGUAGCAUUAAAAUGUUUAUUUUUUAAAAAAAUAAUUUUUUAUUAAAGUUUUAAACAAACAAAAAAAGAAAAACAACACACACAAAAAACAAUACAAAACUUAACAAUAAAAACACAAAACAUAGCAAUUAAAAACAAACUCUCUUUUCCAUUUCCAAUUUUAAAUUACUUAUUUUCUGGACUUCCUCAUACCUCCCUCUUUUGUAUUCCAAUCUACAUUGUUUGUCCAGCAGUUUCUUUUCCACUUUUUAAUCCCAAUCUUUAAUUUAAUAAAACGUUAAGAUAUAUAACUUCAACUUUUUAAACCUAAUCCUUGAUCUUAAUGCCAUAUAACUUUAAAUUUUUCCCUUUUAUUAUCAAAUUUCCAUUUCUUUAAACAUCUUUAAUCUUGAUCUUUAAUCUUAAUCUAUCCUUAACUUUAACCUGUACAGCUGGAAACCACUUGUUUUCAGUCCAACAUCACUCUAACAUUCCUUAAUUUUGCAGUGUUUCUGAAGAUAGUCUUUGAAUUUCUUCCAGUCUUCCUCCAUCGACUCUUCUCCCUGGUGCAUUAAAAUGUUUAUGAAAAACAUCUUCUUGCCCUAAAUUUUGUGCCCUCGCCCUGAAGCAGCUUGUCAUUGAAAUGACACCAGGAUCUCUUCAUAGAAAUGUUUGUUGUUUCUAAUCCAGAUUUUAAAAAUACAUUGCAGUGAAACAUCAAUACUCGGGGAAACAAAAUUAAACUAUAAUACUUUAGAUUUUCAGUGUAGAAACAAACCAUAUAGCAGCAUUUUUCUUUGUUUAAUUUUUGCUUCUUAUUCUUUGGGCCACUUGUAUUGAUAUUAAUAAGAUCUAUUGUGUAAAUUACAUGCAGCUUUUUUACUCUCACAUCUUUGCCAAGUGCAAACCCACAUCCACCAUUCACUGAAAACAACAGAGAGGGCAAAAAAUACACAUGCAAAAACACAGCAGGGACAUAUCUGUGUACUUUUAUAAUCAUGAAGUUAAUCUUCAUAGGCUUUAAAUCAAAAAGUAUUUUGAUAAUUGCCUAGUUCAUGAGCUGGGAUAGCUCCGUCAGUAGAGCAUGAGACUCUUAAUCUCAGGGUUGUGGAUUCGAGCCCGACAUUAGGUGAAAGAUUCCUGCAUUGCAGGGGGUUGGACUAGAUUACCCUUGUGGUCCCUCCCAACUACAAUUUUAUGAUUCUAUAUAGCAAAUCUCAUAUUUCUGCCUCUUGCUUGGACUUCAGUAUAUAUUCUAUAAUAAUUGCUUAGACAUAUCAUUAACUUCCACUGUGUCUACAGCAAGAAAUGAAACCUGUGGCCCUCAGAUAUUGUUGGACCAUUGGCCCCACCCAGCAUAGCCAAUGGUCAUGGAAGAUGAGAGCUGUAGUCCCCAAUUCCUGGUCUAGAAGUCAGUAGAAGCUGGCCUAAUUUGCUUGUCAUGUUAAACCAUAGUUUCAAACAAACUAUGCUGAAAACAAACCAUAAGCCCAACGUUAGACAGCACCAUGCACCAACAUGCUUCUCUUUCAUUUAUAUUAAAGUAAAAAUGGUUUUAUGUAAUAUGUGAGCUAGAUCAUUGUGUCUAAGCACAUGCUUCUUGUUCACUUAUUACAUUAUCCUUACUAUACUGUUUUAUUCUGAAAGUAAAAUCAUGUUCAGUCAUAUAAGGAAAGGAUUUAUAGCUGUCAUGAAGAAAUGUUAUUAAUUGUUGUGCUAUCAAGUGUUGCUCUUUUGUGACAUUAGUAAUUUUUACUUGGCAAACAGCUGUUCUUUCAGCAUGUGAUUGUGAAAAAAGGUUAUUUUUUAAAAAAAUAGUUCUCAUAACCAUGCCUGCCCAAUGAUCUGCAUAUUUGACCGGUAUGAAUUAGUCACCUCUCUUUUAAAAGAGAACUACAUAUAGAAUACAUGUAGUUAGUUUUUUGGGUCUGUAGACAUUGACUAAAGCAUCUGGUGUUUGGUAUAGCUGGCAUUGGCUGGAUUGUAUGAAGAUGAAAUGAAAAGACAACCGUCUCAUUCUGAGAAACCAACAGCUAGAGUGAGCAGUCAUCCGAGAUUACCAGUGCAAAGGUAAAUAAGGGCUUUUAUUAUUUUUAUAUGACACUGUCAAACAGUUCAAAUUAACUGUGAUAGUUCCUAUAAGUGUGCAUUUCAAAAAUGCAAAUAUUAAGCAAGCAUUUAAAAAAUGUAAAGGAGUCUCUUCCUAAAUCCCUGAAGACGCAAUCCUAUGUACACUUGUAUGGGAGUAAAUUCCAUUGUGCACAGUGGUACUUUCUUCCAAGAAAAUGUGCAUUGGAUUGCAGUGUGAGUUGCUGUCUUUCAUCAGGGAACCAAAGGGCCAUGGAGAACCUUCUACAUAAGCUCUACUGAAAUGCAUGAAAGUUGAUGAGCAACACUGGGGCAAGGUGAUUAUAAUAUAAAAUUUGUUGUAGACUGGUUCUUGUACAGCAUUUGCAUGCUAUUCCUUUAUUAUAGCAAGAGUCUUCUAACUUAGAUUUGACUGUCACAACCUAUGAACUCUACAGAGGUUGGAUAUCACAAAUUUAUUUUCAAUAUAAAAAAAAUUAAGAUUGGUGGUGUAAAAUUAAUGGAAGUUUAAAUGAAUAUUUCUUGGCUGACUUCUUCAGAAGCUUGCGAAAACCAGAAAGAAGUAUGAGUGAUGACAAGGAUAACAAAAGGUACCAUAAAAUAAGCAUUUAAUUGAUUUAUAAUAUUCAUAAAUAGUGUGUUUAAGUUUUUAAUGUUCCUUUUCCCCUUGAACUUUUCUUGUCUUUUUAUUAUUGUUGUCAUCAUCCCCAGCUGUAAUAAUACAGUGGUACCUCGGGUUACAUACGCUUCAGGUUACAGACUCCGCUAACCCAGAAAUAGUGCUUCAGGUUAAGAACUUUGCUUCAAGAAGAGACCAGAAAUCGUGCUCCGGCGCGGCAGCAGUGGGAGGCCCCAUUAGCUAAAGUGGUGCUUCAGGUUAAGAACAGUUUCAGGUUAAGUACAGACCUCCGGAACGAAUUAAGUACUUAACCCGAGGUACCACUGUAGUUGUCAUCCUCAAUUGUUGUGGAUCCUCUCACAUUGAACGUGGGGUUAAUAUCAUAAGCUAACAUGAGAAGAGACAGUGGAGGUAUAAUGGCUUUGAGGGCCUCCACAAAUUAGUCUAAUCCUCUUCUAAAGUCAUCUAAGUUGGCAGCCAUCACUACCUCUUGUUUGAGUGAAUUCCACAGUUUAACUGUGCUGUGUGGAAAAAGUACUGUCUUUUGUCUAUCCUGAGUCUUCCAGCAUUCAGCUUCAUUGAAUGGCUGAGUUUUCAUAAAUCAUGCACAAUUUUAUGCCCACCCACUCCCAGCUUAUUUGACUAUUUUUCUUGAAAACAAAACAAAAGUCCCAAAUGCUGUAACCUUUCAUCAUGGAGUUGUUACUCUUAAGUUUGACUGGGUGCCCUGUAAGACACCCUUCCAACUCCUUUGAUUCUAAACAAUGAUGCUUUCUCGUUAGUAGGAAAUAGUGACAGGAUAGCUGGGUGUUGGCAUCUGUCUGUGAUGAAAGACAAUGGAGUUCUCGUCCAGGGGUGAAAUCAAAUCACUGGAGAAUCGCAGCGCCUGCUGUGGCUGCAGAGACUGGUAACUUGUAACUGCUGCCUCUUGCAUUGUUUUUGCUGAGUUAGCAAGCCUGGGCAGUGUGUAUGGAGAGCCAGGGCUGCCCAGACAACAAGGCCUCCCUCUCAGCCUCACUAAUGUGUUCCAAAGGAAAGCAGAGCAAUACAUUUGGUACCAGCUUGGCUGCAGGGGUUGCUAGAAGGAGGCGUACAAGAUGCCAUCCAACUAUCCCUAAGACAUUCCUUUUUUUUUUAGAGUUUACUCCUUAGCCUGUUCUUCCUCUGAAAAUGCCCCAUAAGGUAGCAGGUAGAAUAGGUUAUACACUCAGUCUUUAUUUCUAAAAUAUGCUUCUUUAAACCAACCUCCAAUAUAAGAUGCACAUCUUACAUGUUGGAGGUAUAAAAUCAAAAUAUGAAAUAAUUCGUCUAAUUUUUCACCUUUCUUCAGUGUUUUGUUUUUGUGUGGUUUUCGUCUCUUCGUCCCAGGGGAAGUUUUUUCAAGAGCAUGUCUGCGGGCCAUAAAUUAUAUCUCAAUUGCAUCUUGGAACCUGACACAGGUGCAAACACCCAGUCGUGAUUUUUGCAUGCUUUCAGAUUUCUCCAGUUCUUCAGCAGCAACAUGUGCCCAAUCACUUAGUGUUGCUGAGGAUCUUCUGGUCUUCAGAAAACUUUAAGGAUGGAUGGGGUUCAGGGAAUUCCCUUGUGUGAAGCUCCCUUCUAUUUGUGCCAGGGUUGUGUGAGAACUUAAGAGUAAUCCUACUGAAUCAAAGCAAAGAUGUAUCCAGUGCAGCAUUCUGUUUCCACAGUGGCCAGGCAGAUGCCUGUUAGAAUCCCAGAAGUAGAACACACAGUAGCUCUCUCCCACUUGUGGUCCCCAGCAACUCAGAUUCAAAGGCAUAUUGAAUGCACCCUCUUAUUUUUAUGAAUAUCUGGACAUCUUAAAGAAGUACAGAUAAAUUUGGAGUUCCUGACUGUGUCAAAACUCUCUCAAUCUUUUAACAGCACAUAAGCUGUAAUGUGGUUCUAAUCAGAAUAUGAAAAAGUCAGGAAAUUAAAUAGUAUGGGGGGUGGCUUUUGUUAAAAUGAAGAUAUUAACCAGAAUAAUAUUUUUCCUAACAUUACCUGGUAAGGUUCUUCCAAAAAUUUUGAUUCCAACAUGAAGUGAAAAUAAUUCCAAUAUAAGGCAUUAAAAAGCUUCAGGGAUUAGAUAUUGUACGUAAAAAUAAAAACUUAAUUUCUAAAUUAAAAACUAUAUUUACUUGUUGAAGUUAUUAAAUGUCUAUCUUGCCCUUUCUUCCAAAGGAAGUUCCCGACUUAGAGAGCUUACAGUCGAAAGCAGGGUGGGACAGCCCAAGCCACUUUCCCUUCUGAAACAGAGCGCUGUUUCUGGCACUGCACAAACUAAUGGACUUCUGUUUGAAAAUUUCUUAAUACUUAUGACCAACAAAUGCUGUUUGCUUUCUUUCUUUUUUUUAAAAAAAGAUUUUAUUCAGGUGAUUCAGAAUACAGAGGGCUCAGUGUUGUUGCCUCAUCCAAUAAUAUAGCAUCCAGUAAAAUUGUCGCUGAACUUUUCAAAGAAGCAAAAGAACAUGGGGCAGUCCCGUUAGAUGAAGUAUCAAGAGCAUCGGGGGAUUGUCAUAAAGCUAAAGUAAGUACAUGCAAUCAUUUUUUUAUGGGUAAAGCACAAUUGUUUUAAUGCAAAAGUGCUUUUAUUUAACAAGUAUAGCACUUGAUUCCUUUUUAAAAAUUACUUUUGAUUACUUUCAUUACAAAACGUGAGCUGAAUUUAGAGAGGCAGCGGGUAAAGUGUACUCCAAUUCAUAAUAUUUGCCUGCUUUAAACCGCUUUUCUGCCAGACAGGAAUUUACAGCAAUUAACGCUAGAUGGGUGGCGCUGUGGGUUAAACCACAUAGCCUAGGGCUUGCUGAUCAGAAAGUCGGCGGUUCAAAUCCCUGUGGCGGGGUGAGCUCCCGUUGCUCGGUCCCUGCUCCUGCCAACCUAGCAGUUCGAAAGCACGUCAAAGUAGAUAAAUAGGUACCGCUCCGGCGGGAAGGUAAACGGCGUUUCUGUGUGCUGCUCUGGUUCGCCAGAAGUGGCUUAGUCAUGCUGGCCACAUGACCCAGAAACUGUACGCCGGCUUCCUUGGCCAAUAAAGCAAGAUGAGUGCCGCAACCCCAGAGUCGGCCACGACUGGACCUAAUGGUCAGGGGUCCCUUUACCUUUACCUAAUGCUAGAUGCUAGUGUCCCAGGUUGGGAGGUUAUGGGAGAGGGUCAUGUGAAAAGAAAAGGUGCAGCUCCAGUAUCUUUUGUAUGAAAAUAGUAUGGAAACACUGCCUACAAUUGAACACAAAGUCUAAACUAGUCCACAUGAUAUGGUAAAUAUCUCCUUAGCAACUACUAGCCAUUUCAUUACAUUGAACAAAAUGAAAGCCACCGGAUGUAGUAGAUGGUGACCACCCCCAGGUUCAUGUUCAAACAGAGUGUGCUGGCACAUGUCCCUGACAACUACUUUCAUACUUUGCCUGAUUUGAGCCAUUGCACCAGCCCAUACUAUAUGCUAACCAUUAUUUAGAACUCAAACCAGGUUGCGGAUUCAAUUCCCCCUAAGGGCCAGCUGCCUACUCCUGCAUUGCAGCAGUGUUGGACUAGAUGAUCCUCAGGGCCCCUUCCAAUUAUGCUAUUCUAUGAUUUAUUAAUUUCCAGAUACCCAACAAACAAGCCAUAGUUUAGAGCUGCUUGUCUGCUUUUUGUUUUCUGUCUGCUUAGCACUUAUUAAAUCUACUCCUAUCUCUGUGGAACAGGAACUUCUGGAGGUGGAGUUGACAGCUGGGACACUGGUUUGCUUUUCAAUUUGAGCAUCAUGCCAGAGCAUACUUUGCAAUCCGACUUCAAACUAUGCUUUCAGAUCCUGUUUUACUGGUUGAUCAAAACAACAUCAUUUGGCAUGCUUGAGUUUUUCUGUGUACUAUAGGAAAUUACUUUCAGCUCACCAGAAGAGAAGAGUGUCACUAUCUAUAAAAAUAUUGUUUUGAGUUGCUUAUUACUUAAUUGUGUGAAGAUUAAACCAGUUGUCACUGACUUUUGCCAAAUCUUCCCCCCUGUGAAGACUUUCUUUCUAAGCUGCAGGGUGCAUUUUUUACAAAGUAUUUACUUAACUAAACAGUGAUCUGUUAAUAUUACUAGUAGUCAGUUGGUUUAAAAUAAAUGCAAGUAGUUACUGCAGCUCUGUAACUCAGACCUGUAUUUUAAAUAUUUUAUUAGUCAUUUUCUGGUGGUGGAUACAGAUUGGGGAAGUCAACUAUGAAGCGCUCUGAAUAUAUCUAUGGAGAAAAUCAGUUUGGACAAGAUGUAAGUAUAAAUACGAUGAACAUAAUUUCCUGUUACAUGCAAGAGAUAAUUAACUUUAGGAACCCUGUCUGCGUAACAUAUGACAUACCCAACUGCAAGAGUAUUUCCUGAUAGCUUGUUCCUUAUAUCACCAAUAUAUACCUAGAUAAUUUUAUAGAACCAUAAGUUUCAUUUGACAAUAAUAAUUUUUUGAACUCCAGAGAUGCAAAAACAAAUAUUUUAAAGGGAAUGUAAUUACUUCUGUACUAGGGACUCAGAGUGAGUUUUAGAGUGAGUUAGGGGAAAGGAAUCAAGCUGCUUCUCUUAUUGAUCAGAGCUCCUAUUUGAAUAAAAGCUUCACUUUAAGUGAUAUGUCCAAAAUAUAAGAUCUUAGUCCUUAAGCCAAUGUAUAUGAAGUGAAAGAUACGAAGUGAUACCCUCUAACUCAGGGGUCAGCAAACUUUUUAAGUAGUCCACUGUCCCUUCAGACCUUGAGGGGGGCCGGACUAUAUUGGGGAGGGGGGAGAUGAACGAAUUCCUGUGCCCCACAAAUAACCCAGAGAUGCAUUUUAAAUAAAAAGACACAUUCUACUCAUGUAAAAACACGCCCAUUCCCGAACUGUUUGCAGGGCGGAUUUAGAAGGUGAUUGGGCCGGAUCUGGCCCCUGAGCCUUAAUUUGCCUACCCAUGCUCUAACUAGACUGCAUGCCGUAUUUGUGGUUUCUUCUGAAUGAACAAUAGAAUACAUUACCAUGUGUUGCCUGUCCACAUCAUGGUUGGCACUAGCAAAUACCAUCCCAUUGUCUUCCUUGUUGGUUAAUGUUUCAUAAGGGCAGUGAGGAUUCGUGUGUGAGAAUUCCCAUGCAGUGAAGAGAGUGAGGCAGUCCUUGCUCAUAAAGAGCUACAGAGGCACAGCAGAGCUCUUCUGGACACUGAGUUGGAGCUAAUGUGUCUUUGAUUACAUUCUGAUGGCAUAAAUUCAUAGGCAAGUGCAACACAUUCCUUUUAGACUAUGGGUUGUACCCAAUGUUAGUUCUACACAUAGUACGCAUAGUAGAUGCAUUGAAAUUAAUGGACAUGACUCACUUGGGUCCAUUACUUUUAAUGGGUCUACUUUUUGAAGGCAGCCCUGUUUAGGGAAGCUUUUAAUGUUUGAUGGACUAUUAUAUUUUAAUAUUUUGUUGGAAGCCGCCCAACAAUACUAUUAUUAUUACAGUGGUACCUUGGGAUGCGAAUGGGAUCUGUUCCGGAGCCCCGUUCGCAUUCCGAACAGAACGCAAGACGCGACGGCGCGUCUGCGUGGGUCGCAUUUUGCCGCUUCUGUGCAUGCGCGUGACGUCAUUUUGAACGUCUGUGCAUGCGCGAGCGGCGAAACCCGGAAGUAACCCACUCUGUUACUUCUGGGUUGCCGCGGAGCGCAACUCGAACGCACUCAACCUGAAGCACAUUCAACUCGAGGUAUGACUGUAUAGCUGAAUAGAAUGUUUAGUAUUGUAAUACUGGAAAACAAACCAAGAUGAAUAUAAUGAUCAAACAUCUGGUGUUACUUUUUUACAUUUUCAAAGUACAUCUGAUUUAUUCAUAGGUUCAAAUUUUACUUAAACUGUGGAGGAACGGUUUUAGUUUAGAUGAUGGAGAGCUGAGAUCAUACACGGAUCCAGUGAAUGCAGAGUUUCUUGAGUCUGUUAAAAGAGGGUAAGUUUAUGGUAUUUGUGACUAUAGGAACACAUUGCUUUCAGUGCAGUGGAAGAAACUGCAGCUGGAGAGGAAAUCCAAGAAGCCUCAGUAGCUAAGUAGAAGUCCUAGGGUCAAUUAAAGAGAUGCUGCUUGGUUUGGAACACUCCCUUUUCCACAGGGUCUUCUGUUUUAAGUGAUGGCCUUAGCAGUACCUAGGCAAGGCUUCAGUGGUACCCUAGACAGAUCCAUGCAGGAAUCAGGCUAGAUCAUAAGACCCGAGCUCAGAUAUUGUUUCAGCAACCAAGUCUCAAAUAGAGCUGCAGCUUCUAUUUUGUCUGCCUUUGAAGAGAAGAGCAUCUUAAUUUAUAGUGACCUAGUUUGCUUUUGUAGUAAUUGACAUGGAUGGAGCGUAGUAGGCUGUUGAUCCACUAGGGCAGAGGUUGGGAAACCUCAAGCCCAGGGGCUGAACGUGGCCCUCCAGGCCUCUGUCUCCAUCACCAGGCCAUGUACCAUACCAGCCCCAUUCUUCACCCUCCUCAAGUGCUUUCUCCUGGUUGAAAUGUGGCCUUGAACUAUGAUAAUGCAUCCUGCUUACCUGGAUAAAGAGAUAAGCCUCUUAGCUGCAAUAUAGCCUACUCUACAAAGGUGAGAGCUGCAUCUCUUUUUUCCAGCCUCACCCACAACUGGGAUGCAGCUCCUUCAAGGUUGCCCAUGAGGCAAUGAAGCCCUCAGGCUGUAAAACGUUCCCCAUUCCUGCACUAGGUCUUCUGAACUGAGUCUGAGGAAGGCAACAUGGCGUCCUCACCCUGUAGAGGUAUUGCCACAACCAGCUCUUCUGGUGAAGUGUUUCUGUUUGGCUGUUUACAUCUUGAACUGGGAGCAAUUCCCUCCCCAAAUCUCCAGCUGAACUGCUUGAAGAAGAGUUUUAUUUUUUUAAGAGUGAGAGAUUGGUCUCAGGAUCAGAGGGUUUAGCAUUUGGAGCACUAGACCAUUUUGAUAAAGAAAGGACAAAUAUUUAGGGAAGGGAUGGUAAUUUGCAACCAGGUGGCACCAAAAACAAGCUGUUUCCAGAUCAAGGGAAUAGAUCACAAUUACCAGGGAAGUCCAUAUAUCCCAUAAAUGACAUGUGAGGAAGCGUGUUUAUUAUAUAUGUUGCUUUAUGGAAAGGGUAGGUUUUGAUAGAGGACUUUUUGUAAUAAAAAUGUACCAAGAAGCAUUUUCUGUUACUAGGGGCUGUAUCAUCCUCAGCCACUGAAUAGGAUAUGAAUACCCAGCCCUGUAACAUGGUGAUGACUCUUCUAGACAGUCUUUUAUUUUCAGUCUGCGGCUUCAACAUGUAGCAAGUGAAGUACAUAUAAUUUUGCCUUUCUCCCCCCACCCCUUCCUGACCAUAAUUUAGCCUGUAGCAUUUCUUAUGCAUGCCUGAUUAACAGCACAAUACUAUACAUGUCUAUUGAAAUGUAAGUCUUUUUGGUUCUUAUUCUGUGAUAAGCGUGUAUAGGAUUAUAUCUUAAAUAAGCCUGUUUAUCUGCAUUAUGGAAUGUAUGUGCAGAUAAUGGAGAAGAUUAGAGCAUAGUGGAUUUGAACUAUUGUUGUUAUCAUUAUUUCAUAUUUUAAUGAUGUGAUCCAGACAAAAUUGAAUACUUUUCAGUUUCAUCACUUGCUCUUUAUGCUCUUGCAUAAAUCAAUAAACUUGCUUAAAUUGAAUAUUUCCCCUUUUCUUUUUGCUGUUAAGAGAGAUUCCUGCAGAACUUCAACGUUUGGUGCAUGGAGGCCAAGUUAAUCUGGAUAUGGAAGACCACCAGGAGCAGGAAUAUGUAAGGCCUAGGUUGAGAUUCAAAGCUUUCAGUGGAGAAGGCCAGAAACUUGGAAGGUUAAUUUUUUUCAAAAUCCUUGGUUUAUAAAAAUACAAUUAUCUUGUAUUCUUGCCAUUGAUACAGUUGAUGAUUGGAGUAUAAAAUACCAAAGGUCAUUCUAUUAUUUUCCCCACCCCGCUGCUGAAAACCACAUUACCUCAGAAAUCUGUUGGGGACUUUAUACCAGUAGUGAACAGGGCUCAGCGCUACAGUCAAACCUCAGUUCCCAAACGCCUCCCUUUUGGAACAUUUUGGCUCCCAAACGCCGAAAACCCAGAAGUAAGAGUUCUGGUUUUUGAACAUUUUUCAGAAGCUGAACGUCCGACGGUGCUUCUGCAGCCAAUCAGAAGCCGUGCCUCAGUUGUCAAACCUUUUGGAAGCCGAACGGGCUUCUGGAACGGAUUACGUUUGACAACCAAGGUUUGACUGUAUUGCCCUCUUGCUCAUGCAGACCCAUGUCUGACAUGCAUUCAUUCCAUUUUCUUUUGCCCCUCUUUUAUCUGUGUCUCUCUUCCCCAACUACAUCCUCCUUCUGCACCCCAUGCAGCAAUUAGACUGGAAAAAUAGCUUCCACUGGCAGCUAUGAAACCUUUUAUUAUACUUAGCCUAACUGCCAUGUUGGGAGCGGGGGGGCUUAACUCUCUCCUCCUUGUGUCUCCUCACAAAAGUCUCCCCCUGCCCAACAAACAGCAAUUCAUUGCUGAGUGGAAGGGGAGGCAGGAUGAAAGUGUAGCCCUGCUGGCCACAUCUGGCCUACAGGCUGCAGCUGCCCCACCCCUGCCAUAGGUCUUCUGCAUGCUGUGCAGACUAUAUGCUUCUCACUUGCCACUCCAUUCCAACAGUUUGUUUUAAUCUUUUAAGUUAAUCUUAACAUUUGAGUUUGGUUACUUUACAAAAGCAAUUAGACUAAGGAUGCUCAGUGGGACUGAGUAAACAUGCAUAAGAUUGGGCUGUUCCUCGUUUGGAGCUUUUCUCCUCCAAGCUAAUGGUAAUUAUAUGCCUGGUAUUGUUAAAUGAAAUACAUUUCAAUUGCUCUGCUGUUUUUCCUUUAUUAUUGAAGGCUGGCAGGUUAUGGAUGUUGGGUUGGAUCUAGAUUUCCCUGGAGCAGAGUUCUGCUUCAAGGACAGUCUGCUGGAGGAAAGGGACUAGGAAUUUAUUUUGUCAGUUUCUUCUUCCUCUUGAAAAACUGUUCCAGAGAAUUGGGGGACUCUCUGGAACUAUGUUGCAAGUACAGUGGUACCUCGGGUUAGGAACUUGAUUCGUUCCAGAGGUCCGUUCUUAACCUGAAACCAUUCUUAACCUGAGGUACCACUUUAGCUAAUGGGGCCUUGCGCUGCCGCCAUGCCGCCGCUGCACGAUUUCUGUUCUCAUCCUGGGGCAAAGUUCUUAACCCGAGGUACUACUUCCAGGUUAGCAGAGUUUGUAACGCGAAGUGUUUGUAACCCGAUGUAUUUGUAACCCAAGGUACUACUGUAGUUCUUGGAGCUGAAGAGGGAAUUGAUGAAAAUUGCCUUCCCUCUGCUGGAAUGGUAGUUCUUCCAUUAACAGACAGAGCCGUUUUUCUGUUUGCAGAAGGGCAUGUCUGAACAUCCUUUUAUGGCUGUUGGAAGUUUACAUAUACUGGUCCAGAAUAUGCAAUAGCACUAUGUUCUUUUUGACUGUAUUCUGUUAGUGUUGAGAUUUCUUACUGCUUUCUGACAUAUUAUACAAUAAUUGGCACUGCGCUUAAUUACAAAAUGCAAUGUUAGAAGUGUGGAGAGGUGCAAAGAAAAGCUAAUUUGUCCAAGGCUAGGGGGCGCAAUUUGGAUGGUUCUGCAAGAUCACCUAGCUAUGGGUCUGGUGGUAGAGCAUCUGCUUUGCAUCCAGGACAUCCCUGAUUCAAUCCUCAGCAUCUCAGGGUACUGCUGACAAAGGCUACUGGUUUGAAACCCUAGAAAGCAGCUGUAUAUCAGUGUACACAGUACUGAGCUAGACGGACCAGUGGUCUGACUUGGCAUAAUAAGACAGUUAUGUAUGUUCUUAUUUUAUUUUAUAGUUUGUGAGUGUAGAUUUACAGUGGUACCUCAGGUUACAGAUGCUUCAGGUUACAGACUCCACUAACCCAGAAAUAGUACCUCGGGUUAAGAACUUUGCUUCAGGAUGAGAACAGAAAUUGCGGCGCAGCGGCAACAGGAGACCCCAUUAGUUAAAAUGGUACCUCAGGUUAAGAACAGUUCAGGUUAAGAACGGACCUGCAGAACGAAUUAAGUUCUUAACCUGAGGCACCACUGUACUUAUAACUAGUCCCUUAAUGUUUUUAACAUCCAGUUCAAAUCCUUUUCUUUGUAUUAAACAAAUACAAAAGCACAAAAUUUAACUAAUUAUGUUUUGUUGAAUUGUAUGAGGUACUGAGGAAGGCAAGAGAGCAUUUUUAGAAGGCACCCUUGCACUCUCUUUGUAGACACAUUCAUUUGCAAGUAAGGCCCAUUGACUUCAGUGGUACUGGUUGGCUUGUAGAUAAAGUCUUUAACAUUUCAACUGUCUUUCAACUUUUUCACUUGUUUCUUAAUUUUAGCCUUACACCUGAGAUUGUCAGUACACCAUCUUCCCCAGAGGAAGAAGAAAAAUCCUUCCUUGAUGCUGUGGUUCUGAUCGAUGACUCUGUGCCAACAACUAAGAUUCAGAUUAGGCUAGCAGAUGGAAGUCGUUUAAUACAAAGAUUUAAUCAUACCCAUAGGUAAGCUUAACUGUUUAACUGUACUGAAACAUUGGAUCUUAGUUCCAGAUUAUCACAACUUGUCAUCUGAAGCUUAUUGCCAGUAUUCGGAGCUGAUGAGUGGUUUGUUUUUAAAGUGCAGAGCAUAUUGUAUUGAUCCAAAGACUAAAAUAUACAUUGUUAUACUUUUGUCAAUAGGAUUAUAGAUAUUCGGAACUUUAUUAUCCAGUCUCGCCCUUUGUUUGCCACCACUGACUUUGUGCUUCUGACUACAUUUCCACACAAAGAGCUUACAGAUGAAAGCCUGACACUACAAGAAUCAGAUAUUCUGAACACUGUGAUUCUUCAGCAGCUAAAGUAAAUCUUGAGCCUUUCAGUGCAAUAUCGCUUCUGUGAAUGGAUAGUAUUGCAUAUUGUUCCUCAAAAAUGCUUCCAAGGAGAAAGGGGAAAAAAUGACAGAGGAAAACUAACCGUUUCCCACUUUAAUGGAUCAACUGGCAUUUAGUACUGUUCUGUCUUCCAGUGAUAAUUCGUCUGAAUUGGAAUUCAGAGAUAUGCUAAUAAAUAUGAAUUGAUUUUUGUAUUCUUCCAAAACAGCC
This is a messenger RNA of Podarcis lilfordi (Lilford's wall lizard), 15000 nucleotides long. NCBI's taxonomy places the organism in Eukaryota, Metazoa, Chordata, Lepidosauria, Squamata, Lacertidae. The record is from the annotation of a GenBank genome assembly.